Molecule: messenger RNA, 3183 nt
Organism: Dinoponera quadriceps
Lineage: Eukaryota; Metazoa; Arthropoda; Insecta; Hymenoptera; Formicidae
Gene: DCAF12
Product: DDB1- and CUL4-associated factor 12
Exons: 7
Coding region: 1638-3017 (459 amino acids)
Cellular component (GO): Cul4-RING E3 ubiquitin ligase complex
Molecular function (GO): protein binding
Source: RefSeq, a predicted model, not a curated record
GGGUGAGGGGAGGAGGAUGGUGGGGAUGUCAAGCUGAUGUUGACAGCUAGUAGAAGGCGCGUGGUCGAAAAACGUUCGUGAUUCAUCUCGCGCACGUGCUGUGGACGGGUCAUGCCGUUCGGUCGACCAACGCCGUCGCUCGUCGAGAUGCAGUGAUACGGAGGUAUGCGGUGGUGCUUCUCACGGACGGUCUUGGGUUAUUAGGCGCUCUCGGCUAUAACGCCACAUUAUACGUGUACAUACAUAUAUAUACACACGAGUGGUACCGCUUUCAACAUGGCGGUGCGGUCGGUGCAUUCGGCCCGUGUGCUUCUCCGCUCAUCAUGACUAAGUCGCGCCGUCCUGGCUAUCCGCGAUCUCGUCGUCUCCACGGCUCCAUGGCAUUCGCAGUUCCGCAAAUACGACGCCUGUGAUCAAACCGUGUCCGUCUGUCCGUCCGCUUCGCGGCCGAACGAGGUUACAAUUCCGAGAGGAAGAGAGAGAGAGAGAGAGACGUGUUCUGCAACGAGUCGAACGAACGAGCGAGCGAACACGCACGACUACCGCUGCUGAUUCGCCUGCCUUUGUGCGAUCGUUCAGUUUGUGAGCGGCUUAUUGAAGACUCUUCUCGGUGAAUGUGCCAGCCCGUCUGUUAGCCAUUUAACUACAUUUCGAAUACACUACUUCGUAAUAUAACAAAUUACCACCGUGAUGAGAGAGUUUAUACUACACUUUUCACAGCAACGGAACAACAACGGUCCGUUGAAUCGAAUGCAAUCCAAAGGCAACUAGGAGCUUGCACGAAACAAGAGAGUAAAGGAGUAGGUAGAUCAAUUAACGAAGCAAGAAUUUAUUAACGGAUUUGUCUUCGUCCUACAAAUAGUAAACCCAUGUACAAAGUCCCGUUUCUAUGAAUGAACCUGUCAAAGUGUGACUUGUCAAAUGACUCUGUGGAGUUUUUAUUAGCUUACACGCGAAGAAAUUUCACCGACAGGAACGGGUAGGUGUAGCAAUUAGCAAUAUCAGAAAUCAAAAUCUGGAGGGAGGGGGAAACACGACAAAAGUCCACAUCAGCACUCGAAGCUGGAUUCUUUCCUGCCUCCCGGCUUUAUCAUUGCUGAUUAAUCGAAGCUGACUCUUCCUCGUGGAGAGAAGUGGACUCAUCAGAGCAGAGCUCAGCAUUCUCAGCCUAGUUGUAACCGUCGUUGGACCGUAUAGCAGUUUAUUAUUAAAGUUAUUAUUCGCGCGUUUCCAGUUCCGAUUCAGUUUGACGUAAUCCCGGGGCGUGUUAUGGUGUAUGAUAGUGGUUCCGUAUUUAUCAGUUUCUACAUAGUUCGCCGAAGUUCCGUAAAUGAUUUAAGUAGAUGAAAUAGGCAGUUGGAAGUUUGAGGGAGAGAGAAAGGGAAGACGCGCGUUAAGAAGGCAGUUCCGACGUCUCGUGAGAAACUGGCUUACUUAGCACGGAACGAACGUUGUUCAAGAGUUAUAUAUUGCCAAUAUACGAUCGUUUCUCCUCAAUUUAAGACUAAGUGAUCGCAUCCAGCGUUGUUCUUACGUUCGUUCACGGGACGACUCCCCUCCUCUGUUAGACAAAUACUCAUUGUUCCUUGCAAGUUGCCUGAAUAUCGUAGGAUCGUCGUUGAAUAAGCUCUUUGAGAAUGGCCGAGACGCAGAGAAUGACGGUGUACGGGAGGCAUCCUCCGUGCGCGAGUGGCAGCAGGCUGGAGGAGCGCCGCGCCAAGAGAUUGGCGCUGCGGCACGAGAGAAAUCGGAAGCCGGACAAGCCGGACGACUUCGUGUGUUACGAGUCGAGCGACGACGAGGCGGAGACCGUGACUGAGGGCAAGCAGUUUCUGAGAACUUCCUUCAACUUCGUGGACUACGUGCGCGCCCGCGAAACUAACACGCGCGAAGUGCGGAAGAUCAAUCAGGAAUAUGGCUCCCGGCAUAUCUUGACGCACGACCUAUUCAAGGAGUACUCGGUCAGCCUGAACAACAUGAACAAAGUAUUCUGCUCGCAGUGGUUGAGUGAUAGACAAGUGGUGUUUGGCACCAAGUGCAACAAGCUCAUGGUGUACGACGUGGCGACGCAGAAGCUCGACCAGAUCCCGUCGCUCCACGGCCGGCAGCUCAGCCCGGGCGGCGGUGUCGUUCCUGAGCAGCAAUGCGGCAUCCACUCCGUUCAAAUCAAUCCCUCAAGAACCCUUUUAUCCACCGGUGCGAGGAGUAGUAACGAAAUAGCAAUAUACAGACUACCGACGCUGGAUCCGGUUUGCGUCGGCGAGACCGGUCACAGGGACUGGGUGUUCGACAUGUGUUGGUUGGACGACGAGUUUCUAGUAUCAGGUUCCAGAGACACGAAGAUGGCUCUGUGGCGUAUCGACAGCGACCUCGCCGAGGCUCCCGACAAAGCGGAUGUGCCUACGCACAGGUUGAUUCGGCCGGUCUGCGUGAAGGAGUGCAAGUCCGCUCAGAAAGUGCGGGCAUUGGCGUUCAACAAGGCGUACAAGGAGAUCGCGGCAUUGACGCUCAAUAGUUACAUACAUAUCUGGUCGGCCGAAUCGUUCAAGCAGAAGAUAUCUAGAAAACUGCCAGCCUGUCAAGAGAAUGUCUGUCUUGCCGUACAGGACGAUGGCGUCUACGCAAUUGGGUGCCGGUCGUACACUCUCCUUUUGGACGCACGUACUUUGCAGCCAAUCAAAAAGAUACCAUCCAGAUACAGCGGCUGCGGCAUCCGGUCCGCCAGUUUUCAAGGAUCUGUUUUAACCAUCGGGACCGGGUUGGGGAUGCUUAUGUUUUACGAUGUAAGGGCUCAGAAAUACUUGGAGUCCUCGAUCAACUCCAACAGGACUGUUGUGUUGAAGGCUUCGAAGGGAUACGUGUUUCCGGACGAGGAGUACAUAGAUGGUUUCCAAAACGUAAAAUACACCCCCGCUAUUUACACACACUGCUACGACGCAUCGGGUACCCGACUAUUCACCGCAGGUGGCCCAUUGCCCGCGAAUCUCUACGGCAACUACGCGGGAUUAUGGCAAUGAAGGUUCACCGCUAAACGAAAUAGUAUGAUAAUUGCUAAAUUAAAUUUAUUAUCUUGUAUGCGCGCGCUGUACGUUGUGAAAUGCUUGACCGUGUUAUCCGAGAAUUUGACUCGGAUACUACCAGUAUGUAUUUAAUAUUUCUUAUUAAUUUAACACAUGCAUAUAC